Messenger RNA from Prosopis cineraria, 538 nucleotides. RefSeq lists its product as uncharacterized. NCBI's taxonomy places the organism in Eukaryota, Viridiplantae, Streptophyta, Magnoliopsida, Fabales, Fabaceae. The record is from RefSeq and is a predicted model, not a curated record. Bases 31 to 465 code for a protein of 144 amino acids. The transcript is spliced from 3 exons.
UGUUCAUCGCUGUUUGUUCAUUUCUGUGUCAUGUCGCGCCAUCUGUCUCUGUUUUUGCGCUGCCGUCGCCGUCACCGCCAUCUCCUGCAUCACUAUUCUAGAUCUACAUUGCUAUUCCAGAUUUGUGCGGCUGCUGUACACCGGAGGAAGCGACACCGUGAAGACCUCCGUUGUAGCCGUGUGUCAUUGCUGUACAGCCGAGGAAGCAACGCUGUAAAGACCUCCGCUACUGCCGUGAAGACUUCCGUUUUCUGCCGUGAAGACUACACUGUGAAGGUACCUACACAAUUACAAGGUUGGGAGUGUGGAUACUAUGUUAUGAAGUUUAUGAGAGAAGUAAUCACACAACAAGAGUUGAUCAUUCCUGAAAAUUAUUUUGUUGGAGUAAGAUGUUCGUAUUUUACUAUGGAGCAAAUAGAAGAUUUAGUUGAAGAGUUGUCAGAAUAUAUUAUUGGCUGUUUGUGAUAGGAAGUUAGAUUUCAAUGUUAGAAAAAUAACAAUAGUUUCAUUUGUUAGGCUUGUUAGAAAUUAAACUAGG